This is a messenger RNA of Onychostoma macrolepis, 3903 nucleotides long. RefSeq names its product motor neuron and pancreas homeobox 2a (gene mnx2a). The coding region runs from base 2268 to 3206 and encodes 312 amino acids. Gene Ontology annotation, cellular component: nucleus. The transcript has 3 exons. Lineage: Eukaryota; Metazoa; Chordata; Actinopteri; Cypriniformes; Cyprinidae. The record is from RefSeq and is a predicted model, not a curated record. Gene Ontology annotation, molecular function: DNA-binding transcription factor activity, RNA polymerase II-specific; sequence-specific double-stranded DNA binding. Gene Ontology annotation, biological process: neuron projection morphogenesis; spinal cord motor neuron cell fate specification; central nervous system development.
CAGUUGUUUCUAAAAUACCAUAAAUUAAAUAAUAUUAAAAUUCUCAUAUUUAUAGGCUAUUACUUUGUAAAAUAGGAUGAUGACAUUAAAAGUAAAGCCCUGACAGUAAUAAUUUACUUCAUUAACUUAUUACGCUAAAUUUGCAUCACUUGGUCGCUCCUGUUUAGUAUUGGUCACUUACAAAAAAGAAAGCUGCUUACCUCUAAAUAUAUGCAACAGACUUUUUUUGAGAAAUUAAAGAAAAGCAAAUCUGUGUAUUAUCUGUUCCGCUGCACAAACGCUACCACUGUUAAUGAUUGACAGUUAGAAGCCUAAUAAUUGACCUUUAUCUUCCUAAUGAACGGAGAUUAAUUAUAACCUCAAGGUCUUGUCUGGGAACACACUGACAGUGCUGAGUGCAUUACCUGACUUCCCAUGAGAAAAACUACACGCAAAUAACCAUUUAAAACAGCGAUUCUCAGGUGUGAAUGUCAUGACUGUUGGAUAAUAUUGGCAUGUUUCUCGCUUUUGAAUCUUUACUCGACCUUUGACACAGUAAAUUAUAUAUAUUUUUUAAAUUGUUGUUGUUGUUGCAUGUGCACUGCGCUAUUUUCAGUGUUGGCACGCUAACGUCUCGUGCAAAAUGAACCGUUUCGACAGCAGGAACUGGAAAAACAAGCAACAAAUAACCGGCAGAUAAUGACGGAACUGCAGCAUGUUGCGUUGCGUUUAUCCUGCUUGUUGAUUCAUUUGUUCAUUAGUAUAUGUUUGCACCUGAUAAGGAAUGGGGGUGAGUGGGUGGUCGUGCAAACACUCCGCAUUACUAGUGUGAGAAAAGCGAGGCGGCAUCGCACCUGCGAGCGCGCCAGGUGCAAAAGGUCAACCUGUCCGUCAUCGUCCCUUUCUUUGUCAAGGUUAGCGCCAUUAGCAGUGUAUUUGAACCCAAGUAUUUAUUCCGCAAUCAGGAGAAACCUGUCAAAUAAUUUCGAGAGGAGUGAAAUUGUUGUUUAAUUCCUCUUCUACCAUUAAAAUAAGUCAUGAAGUCCUCUUCAAUGCUCCCAAGAAGCUAAUCAGUGAAAUUAAAUGAAUUACAAUCUGAACGUGGCAUAUGACAAGCACAUGUAUGACAGAUAGGCUGCACGAUUUAAAUUUUGAAAUAUUAUUUUUUUUAUUUUAUUUUUUUUAGCCUACAUGCCAUUUGACAUUCAUUGUUUCUAUUUUUCAAUUAAACAUUUUUGGUCCUAUUCUAUUUUAUUCCUUAAAUCGACAUGUUUUGUUCAGAUUGUACUACUAUUGUGAUAUAGGCUGGCUAUUUGAAAAAUCUUUAUCAUUGUAGGUAGACUAAUUUAAUUAAUAUCAGGACUGGUAUUAAUGAUAUUCAAAUAACUUGAACCAAAUAGGCUAUAUAAAAUGUUCGAACAAUUAUUUCCACCACUUCGAAUUUAAUAUUGAGGAAAAUCAAGUUUAAUAAAGUUAAAUAGAUGGAAACAAAAAUAUUGUCAAAACUUAGUGUAAAGUCCCUCAGUGAAAUAAAAAACAUUAAUAGCAUAAUAGCUACACAUAGCCUAGAUCACCAGUCGAAAUUAUAUGUAAUUAUUUAUUAUUUUAUGUAAUUAUUAUUAUUAAUGUAAAGUAGCCUUUUUUGUUGUUGUUGAUAUUUUAAAUAUGUCUAAAUGUGCCAAGUUUUUAUAAGUCUAUGUUUUCUUUUAUUUUUUCCGUAUCUAUAGGCUAUAACACAUUGUCUAAUCGUUUUAUCCUUUUAUCAAUAUUGUCAAUUACUACAUUUUGCAAACUUUUCGAUGGAUCAAAAUCAUUUUUUAAAGGAUCAGUUGCGGUGAAAAAAAAUGUUUGUGUGGCCAAUUUAUAAUUUCGACCUAUAAGUCUUAAGAGAUGUGAAAUGUAUUGCUUGACGUUAAAAUAAAUGCGUGUGUAAUGAAUUAAUUAGAAAGCAUUGGUUUCUCAACUCUAAAGGCAUCGAAGUGAACCAAUCAGAGAGUGUUUAGGAGGAGCGUGCUGGAGCGCGAGACAGUCAAAAACUGAUGUCUGCACGCGCUCCGGGCAUAACGUUGCGUCACGGGUAUAGAGAUGAAAACACGCAGUUAUAGAGUAUCAAAAUAUCCACAACUGUCUUAAAGAAUUAGACAAUAUCACACACGGUCAGGCAAAUAGUUUGGCAUAAGCAAAAGUUAAUUAUAAUUUUAGACUAGUGUAAGAGGGAGGGAAAGAAAAACACGCUUUAACUUAUACUAUUUAGCUCGUAACAUACUUGAGACCUAAAGUUUUUCUCAAUGGAUAAGUCGAGGAACUUUCGAAUAGACGCUCUGCUGUCAGAGAGCUCUCAGCGGAUGGUUCGCGAGGAUUCGCCGGGACUGUGCACCGACGGCACCGUCAUCGAGCCUGCAACCUGCAAACGGACAGAAAACUCUCCUCCUCCUCGCGCUUUUCAGCUCCAGACAGGGGUCAUACCCAAACCAGGCAUGCUGAACAUUUCUCACCCAGGAUUAACGUCACUUUCCCAAGGGUCUAUGCCAGGAAUGUAUCCCUCACCUAUGUACUCCAUCACGGCACUUGGAGCGCAGCAUCCCACCUUCGCGUAUUCCGGUUUCGCGCAGCCGUACCCUGAGCACCUAAAAGCGGCGGCCAUGGCCGGUUCAUUUCCGUUGGAGCACUGGCUCCGUGCUGGACUCAUAAUGCCUCGCCUCGCAGACUACAGUGGGGCACCUCAGUCUGGUUUAAUCGGAAAGUGCCGGAGACCACGCACAGCUUUCACCAGCCAGCAACUGUUAGAGCUGGAAAAUCAGUUCAAACUCAACAAGUACCUAUCACGACCCAAACGCUUUGAAGUGGCCACUUCUCUCAUGCUGACUGAGACACAGGUGAAGAUUUGGUUCCAGAACCGACGGAUGAAGUGGAAGCGCAGCCGUAAAGCUAAAGAGCAGGCAGCGCAGCUGGAAACAGACGGCUGUAAGUCAGGCAAGAGAGAAACCAAGCCCAAAGACCUCAGUCGCUGCAGUGCACACGAUGACGAUGAGGAUCUGGACGCAGAGGAGGAAGAUGAAGAAGAAGAAGAAGAGUUCAGAAAAUCGAUUAACGCAGGUGUGGGUCUGCCUCACCCCUCGGACUUCCUGCAGCACAGCUCCGCGCUGAGCUACAGCUCUCAUGGCUCUUACUCUGAUGACGACCUAGAAGAGAUCGGAGGAGACCGAAAGAUCAGGCUCGGGUUAUGAAGAACUAGCUGCAGUCUGCAUAUCCAUGAACUGGACAGGUUUAAAGACUGAAGACUGAAAGCUGUUGAUGUCAAAACUAUCCCUUAGACCCAACGGGUUCAUCGUCCAUGACGUUUGUAGUCAAAAAAGUCUUAAUUCAUGAAAAUGGUCUUCCAGUUUAUUUGCACUUAAUAUUUUUCUUGAAGGCUGCUUGUAAACUGCAAAUGUAUACUAUUUCAAACUAACGUUUUUCUUAUGUGAUCAAAAUCUUUACUUUAUAUGCUAACAUGAACAUUUUGAUUGGAAAAAAAAAAAGCUGUUGAACCAAAUGAGGAAGCCUUGCACUGAACGUCACAGGCUGACACUUGUGCUCAUUGGUCUCUUGAACACAUUUCAUUUAAUAGUAUGUAGUCAAGAGUGGAUGCUGAACAACAGAUGAUUGUCCAGAGGUCAUCAAUGUCAGCUUUCUUCCAGUAACCAUUGGAACACUGUAAAUCCUCUGCAAAUAUUGAACAAGGGCAAACUGUGAACGGUGCAUAUAGUUAGUCCAUUAGUUUAUGUCAUGUUGUUGAUGUUGGUGUCUUUAAUGUUAUUUAACUGUUAUAGAUUAUAUCUAAUUUAUUCAGCUGAUAUCAGGACUCAGUUUGAAGGAUGUGUGACCUUCAAAGAUUGCUGGUAAAAUAUGUACUUGGAGACAAAAGGGAAAUAAACAAAAUCG